AUGAUUGUGCUAUUCCUCUUUGCCUUGCUCUGGAUGGUGGAGGGGGCCCUUUGCCAGCUCCAUUACACGGUUCAGGAAGAGCAGGAGCAUGGCACAUUCGUGGGGAAUAUCGCCGAGGACCUGGGCUUGGACAUUACAAAACUUUCGGCUCGCCGCUUCCAGACGGCGCCCAACUCCCGCAGCCCUUACCUGGAGCUCAACCUGGAAACCGGGGUGCUCUACGUAAAUGAGAAGAUCGACCGGGAGCAGAUAUGCAAGCAGAACCCCUCCUGCCUGCUGCACCUGGAGGUCUUUCUGGAGAACCCCCUCGAGCUGUUCCGAGUGGAGAUCGAGGUGCUGGACAUCAACGACAACCCCCCCUCCUUCCCAGAGCCCGACCUGACAGUGGAGAUCUCGGAAAGCGCGACGCCGGGCACCCGCUUCCCCCUGGAGAGUGCCUUCGACCCCGACGUGGGCACUAACUCGCUGCGCACCUACGAGAUCACCCCCAACAGCUACUUCUCUCUCGACGUGCAGACGCAAGGGGACGGCAACCGCUUCGCCGAGCUGGUGCUGGACAAGCCCUUGGACCGGGAGCAGCAAGCGGUGCACCGCUACGUGCUGACCGCGGUGGACGGCGGGCAGCCCCAGCAGCGCACCGGCACCGCCCUGCUCACCAUCAGGGUGUUGGACUCCAACGAUAACGUCCCCGCCUUCGAGCAGCCCGUCUACACCGUGUCGCUGCCGGAGAACUCGCCGCCGGGCACCCUGGUGCUGCAGCUCAACGCCACCGACCCCGACGAGGGCCAGAACGGCGAAGUGAUCUACUCCUUCAGCAGCCACAUCUCGGCCCGCGCCCGGGAGCUCUUUGGCAUCGCACCGCGCACCGGGCGUCUGGAGGUGAACGGCGAGCUCGACUACGAGGAGAGCAGUGUGUAUCAGGUGUACGUGCAAGCCAAGGACCUGGGGCCAAACGCCGUGCCUGCGCACUGUAAGGUGCUGGUGCGGGUGCUGGACGCCAACGACAACGCGCCUGAGAUCAGCUUCUCCACCGUCAAGGAGGCAGUGAGCGAGGCGGCGGCGCCGGGCACCGUGGUGGCCCUCUUCAGCGUCUCGGACCGCGACUCGGAGGAGAACGGACAGGUGCAGUGCGAGCUGCUGCAGGGCGACGCGCCCUUCCGCCUCAAGAGCUCCUUCAAGAACUACUACACCAUCGUCACCGAGGGUCCCCUGGACCGCGAGCAGCCGGGCGGCGACGCCUACACCCUCACCGUGGUGGCCCGGGACCGCGGCGAACCGCCGCUGAGCACCAGCAAGUCCAUCCAGGUGCGGGUGAGCGACGUGAACGACAACGCACCGCGCUUCAGCCAGCCCGUCUACCAGGUCUACGUGAGCGAGAACAACGUGCCCGGAGCCUACAUCUACGCCGUCAGCGCCACCGACCGGGACCAGGGCGCCAACGCCCAGCUCGCCUACUCCAUCCUGGAGAGCCAGAUCCAGGGCAUGUCCGUCUUCACCUACGUCUCCAUCAACUCCGAGAACGGUUUCCUCUACGCUCUCCGUUCUUUCGACUACGAGCAGCUCAAGGAGUUCAGCUUCCAGGUGGAGGCCCGCGACGCCGGCGAGGAGCCACAGCCGCUGGCCGGCAACGCCACCGUCAACAUCAUCGUGGUGGACCAGAACGACAACGCCCCCGCCAUCGUCAGUCCCCUGCCCGGCCGCAACGGCACCCCGGCGCGGGAGGCGCUGCCCCGCGGCGCCGAGCCGGGCUACCUGGUGAGCCGGGUGGCGGCGGUGGACGCCGACGACGGGGAGAAUGCGCGCCUCACCUACAGCAUCGUGCGGGGCAACGAGGCCAGCCUCUUUCGCAUGGACUGGCGCACCGGGGAGCUGCGGACGGCGCGCAGGGUGCCGGCCAAGCGCGAUCCCCAGCGCCCCUACGAGCUGGUCAUCGAGGUGCGCGACCACGGGCAGCCGCCGCUGUCCUCCACCGCAGCCAUCCAGGUGGUGCUAGUGGACGGCGCGGGCGAGCGGCCCGGCGGUGGGGGCGGCCUGGGCGCGGGGGCGGGUGUGGGGGGCGGCGGGGGCAGUGGCGGCUCCGGCGAGCACCGUCCCAGCCGCUCCGGAGGGGACACCUCACUUGACCUCACUCUCAUCCUUAUCAUCGCCCUGGGCUCCGUCUCCUUCAUCUUCCUGCUGGCCAUGAUCGUCCUGGCCGUGCGCUGCCAGAAGGAGAAGAAGCUCAACAUCUACACCUGCCUGGCCAGUGACUGCUGCUUGGGCUGCUGCUGCUGCUGCCCCUGCUGCAGUCGCCAGGCGCGGGCCCGCAAGAAGAAGCUCAGCAAGUCGGACAUCAUGCUGGUGCAGAGCUCCAACGUGCCCAGCAACCCGGCGCAGGUGCCGGUGGAGGAGUCGGGCAGCUUCGGCUCUCACCACCACAACCAGAACUACUGCUACCAGGUCUGCCUCACCCCAGAGUCUGCCAAGACCGACCUGAUGUUCCUCAAGCCCUGCAGUCCCUCCCGCAGCACCGACGCCGAACACAACCCCUGCGGGGCCAUCGUCACCGGCUACGCCGACCAGCAGCCCGACAUCAUCUCCAACGGCAGCAUUUUGUCCAGCGAGACAAAACAUCAGCGUGCUGAACUCAGUUACCUAGUUGACAGACCCCGGCGAGUAAACAGUUCUGCAUUCCAGGAAGCAGACAUAGUAAGCUCUAAGGACAGUGGUCAUGGAGACAGUGAGCAAGGAGACAGUGAUCAUGAUGCCACUAAUCGAGGUCAAUCCUCUGGCAUGGAUCUCUUCUCCAAUUGCACAGAGGAAUGUAAAGCACUGGGCCACUCAGAUCGGUGCUGGAUGCCUUCCUUUGUUCCAGCUGAUGGACGCCAAGCUGCAGAUUACCGCAGCAAUCUGCAUGUACCUGGCAUGGACUCCGUUCCAGACACUGAAGUGUUUGAAACACCAGAAGCCCAGCCGGGGGCAGAAAGGUCCUUCUCCACCUUCGGCAAAGAGAAGGCCCUUCACAACACCCUGGAGAGGAAGGAGUUGGAUGGACUGCUGUCUAAUACACGAGCGCCUUACAAACCACCAUAUUUGAGUAAGUACGGUUCAAAAACCUCUGUGAGCAUGUUCCCUCGGCAGGAAUAA
This is a messenger RNA of Indicator indicator, 3126 nucleotides long. RefSeq names its product protocadherin 10 (gene PCDH10). The record is from RefSeq and is a predicted model, not a curated record. Gene Ontology annotation, biological process: homophilic cell-cell adhesion. Gene Ontology annotation, molecular function: calcium ion binding. NCBI's taxonomy places the organism in Eukaryota, Metazoa, Chordata, Aves, Piciformes, Indicatoridae. The transcript has 4 exons. The coding region runs from base 1 to 3126 and encodes 1041 amino acids. Gene Ontology annotation, cellular component: plasma membrane.